Linum trigynum is the source of this 3980-nucleotide messenger RNA. NCBI's taxonomy places the organism in Eukaryota, Viridiplantae, Streptophyta, Magnoliopsida, Malpighiales, Linaceae. The record is from the annotation of a GenBank genome assembly.
AAUGAUUUUCACAUUUUUACCUAUUUUGUUUAAUCGACACAAACCGAUUGUACCACCGAUUGUACCAUUCCACUUGCCAAACCGGCACAACGUACAAACCAGUUUGACCUUGUUGGGUAUUCAUGGGUUCAUGGAUACCCAUGAGUUCUUAUGGAUAAAAAUGCAUGACACCAAUUUUCUAUUAAAAUAAAAGGCUAACACCAAUAUGUCCAUACAAAUUAUCCUUACAAGAAGCACUCAUCUAAUCAAGGGCAGGCCCAAGUUGAUGAAGGGUUUAUCAACUGACGAACCUUAUGUCCAAAUUUGAGACAAAAAUUUAUGGGAAAUGUUGUUGUAGUGAUGCAAAAUUUGGAUUCAAAACUAUUCCACAAUCCUUAAUAAUUUUUAUAUAUCGUUGAAUACCCUUGAUAAAAUUCUCGGGUAGGCCAUUGAAUAUAGUACAUACAAGCACACCCAUAAAUUAUUUAUAAUUUUUUUGAAUAUUAAAGAUAAACAUUCACAAACAACACGGAUUGUGGGAGUAGGAUGUGGGUGGGUAUCGAUGAGUUGGGUAUUACCUAAAUCUGAACUCAACCCGAAUCUGGCCGCAAUCUGUCAACGCGGGUUUUACUCACUUUGACAGGGUUAGAUCGGAUAAAGUACUCGUGGAACUGGAUUUUAUUAUCAUCCAUAUUCAUCCGUCACAUUGUGGAUUUGGGUUUUAUUGUCAUCCCUAUUCACCCGUCACAUGUAAUUAAUGAUAUUGAUCAUCCGGGAAUACUGCUUUUAAUGUAUAACAAAAAUGAGAAUACGGAGGUUGUUGAAAAUGGUAAAUGACAGAUGGAUCUGUGCUUCAAUUAUUUCAGUUAGUUGAAUUGGAAACUUUUCUCUUUGCUUUUAUUGGAAAAUUAUAAUUCUUUCAACUGAUUGAAUGGCAAAUAAAUUUUGUAGCCAUUUUGAUUUUUCAAAUCUCUCACCUAUUGCAUACUUACAUGGCAAUGGGGCGGGAAAGUACGGAAUGCAUACCAAAAUAUCCAUACCUACUUUGCAAUAAGGGAGUGUUAGGUCGGACAAUACUCGACCUAUUCAUAUAUGUUAUUUACAAAAAGAACGUUAAUAUUUAAUCCUUUUACAAGAAUGCAUGAAAAAAACACUUAAAAAUAAUGACAUGUAGAUAUUGAUGCAAAUAAUGACAGAUGAAGAUAAAAGGGGACGGGGCAGGUCAAGGCAUUGGAAAUAUCUAUUUGGUUACAAAAUGUUUUAGUUUGGAGCUGUUACAACAUGUAAAAUUAAGGUAAAAUUAUUAUUCAUAUUUAUGAUGACCCGUAGGAAUAUCUAUUCUAGACCCUUGUAUUAUGAUCAAGAGUGCAUAAGUUCCUAUCAUUAUCGUCAUAAGACAUUGGAUUUGUACUAUGAUUGCUUCAAGUGAAUUCUAGCAACCAUAGGAUUGCUUUUGUACGAUUGCUACGCUUUUGGUAGCGUUUUGUGCAUUUUCAGGUCAAAGCAUACUAGUGGACCACUUGGCAGCCGUAGGGGACAUCGAGAUCUAGUUGCUGGAGCUAGGAUUCAAAGAGAGGAUGCCUUGAAGAAAUGGCACCCAAAGCGCCAUUUUGAGGAUGGAAAACCGUACCAUUUCUACCAUUUCACAUAGCUCAACCACUUCGUCAAAACGUUAUCCCAGAGCAUCCUGAUUUGCUGGCUACGUGUUUGGAGGCUUCUAAAUGGCUAAAUGAGUUGAGCUACAACGCCAUCUCCCUAGAAAGCCUAAUCAAAUGCCUAUAAAUAGGUGUCUAGAGAAAGUAAUCGAGGAGAGGAGACGAGAGGUUAAGAAAGGGUCGUUACUUUGCCGACAGAGCAACCCUCCCGAACUCGAACAAGACCAACCUUCAAAGAGAAAUGACGCUAGAAAUGCGCCCCUGGACAUGUUUUCUCUGUUGUUGACAACGUUUCUUAUGGGCAUUCUGUGGUCUUUUAUCAAUGAACACCCAGGAACCUUUCCCCAUGUCUGGCUAAGUGUUUUAGUUGCGUAGGUAUGUGAACCCUAGGGAUUCUAACCAUGUAAACUCGAUGUUUGGUUUAAUAAGAUUGUGGUUAUUUCAUAUAUAUUGAUGUUUGAUUUCCUCUAUUUUGUUAUUUGUCUAUUCAAAUGAGAGCAUAGUCGACCUUGUACUCCUUUAAGGUGCAAGGAUCAAAAUCCUAGUUGUUUAGGAUGAGACUAGAAACAACAGUCCUAAUCGAUCGAAUGACGUGACAUCUCGAGGGAGAAAUCUGAAGGGCCCUUGUCACUCAUUAGUUUGGGUAAAUGCUUCGAAACAAGGUGGGAUCUAAUGAAAUAAGAAAUCGGCAGCUCGUAUGCCAUCGAUCAUCGAGGGACGCAUGGUUAGGAGACCUAGGGGAACUUGCCUAUACAAUGCUUUACUUCUCUAAUCUCUCACUCGUCCAUUAGCGUAGAUUUAAUUUUAUGCAUCGCGUACUUUCGAACUCUUACGUUCAGCAAAACUGGAGGCAUCUCAACCUCCUAAACCAACUUCUUCUUCAACAGAACCGUAUCUCACUUUCAGAAUAAGAGUUCUGCGAAAGGCCCUAAGGAAAUAGAUCAUGGAUUUAGGGCCACGUAAAUUUUCCUAUGUUCUACAAUAGAUCAAAUUAGAUAGUAUUAUUAUAAAUGGUUUGUAUCCUAUAUUUAUUACAAAAUAAUUUUUCCGUGUUAGUUUUAUUAUGACAAGAAAUAAGAUAAUGAAAAUGUAAGAGCAAAAUAUUAGCAUUAUACAUAUAACUCAUUCAAAAAUAACUCAUCAAAAAAUUAUAAUAUAAAAUUAAAUAUUUAGAAAGGUCUACAUUAUCACAUAUCUUUAUUUUUUCUGUAAUUAAUAUAUUUAUUUCUCAAAUGUCUAUAUUUGUACAAUUAACUCAUUUGUAAAUAGAUAAAGCAAACAACCCCUUAGUAUCAAAUCGUUAGGUUCAUUGUAUUACUCUAGAAUGAGACUUAGAAUUAGUGGCACGUCAACUUGGUAGCAAUGUGCACUCCGAUGUGAUAGAAAACUUUGUUAUUUAGAUUGUUUUCAAAUGAUAUUAGCUCCUAGUCGAGGUUUAGAAUUUAGGACAGUUCCAAGUAGGACUAGGCAUUUGGUUUGCUAAAUCAAACCAACCAAAUUCCGAACUGAUUGAACCUAAAAAUCAUUCGUUAGUUCGAAAACCAGUAGCAGCUUAACCAAAAUAUGGUGUUUGGUUCAGAACAUUAUGAACCAAACCACAAAACACGCUAUCGAACUACCAAACUACCCUCACCCUAGCUGUCAAGGUCCAUGUUUCAAGCCCAACUCUAACCCAAUUACGCCACCGCCAAAUCCCUAAAUGAUGAAUUUUUGCCUCUCCUUGAUUCUCUAUAUUGGUCUCCAAAUCUAAUUAUGAAACUCCUCUCUUCCAAGCGACAUCCACCAUCUAGUCCACCAUCCACUUGCGGUCAAUCUUCGUCCACCCUCUCUUUUUGGCAGACGAUGGCUCCAAAACACCCAGAGUCCCAAACCUGAUGCUGAGAUAUGAAUAUUCAUUGCCAAGACAUAAACCUUCUCUUCAGCUCGACGAAUCCAUCACCACCUCCCAGCGGCAUCAACAAGCAUCGAAGGUGAUUUUGGGAAUCAUUUUAGAGAAUGGAGGCAAUUUAGGAAUUUGUGAAGUUUUUGUGUAUGAAACUUCACCAUUCAGAGCUGAGAAUUAGACAAUAAAAUGGAAAAAAUGAAAGAAAAUGAGUUUCAAUUGUUAAAGAAUGAGUUUGUGUUUAUAUUUUCCCUGCUUUUACGAUUGGUGAUGGUUGUGUUUGGUUUGUUCAGGUCAAACCACACAAUAUUUCGAUUUGGAGGUCUGAGGUAUUGUUUCAGGCCUUUCUUUCUUAUACCAUAAAGAAAGUGAUUUUAUUGAAACCAUGAGAAUACUAAUCCCUUUUGUCUGCUCAACAUUGAAUUAAUCUCUUUUUUAUUUAUGAAUAAGCGUAUCAAAGACUA